Linum tenue is the source of this 1291-nucleotide messenger RNA. The record is from the annotation of a GenBank genome assembly. NCBI's taxonomy places the organism in Eukaryota, Viridiplantae, Streptophyta, Magnoliopsida, Malpighiales, Linaceae.
UUGGACGAAUCAAUAAGUUUGAGGUAUAUCCUUCAAGACACAUGUUUUUUAAGGACCGAUACGUCAUUCUCAGAAAAAAGAAAAAAAGAAGGACCCAACAAAAGCGCUCUAAAGAAAAACCAGAGGGAAGGGAGAGGAGAAAAAGAGAUUCCCAACGGAAAAAUUGCCGGGAAAAUGGCAAACCCUAGAAGGAGCUCCUACUCCAUCAACGUCGGCGCCUCCGAUGACAACCGUGGCGGCGGCGCCUCCCAGCCUUCACCCUUUUCUUCUUCUUCAUCAUCGUCCUCCGCUGCAGCCAUAUUUCUAUAUCUCAAGCACUUGCUCAAGAAGCCACACGCCUUCCCUAUCCUGCUCUCCGUCUUCCUCCUCCUUACAUGGCUUUCCCUCGUUCUCCAGCAGCGCUCAUCCUCUCAUUCCUCCGACGCUUCCGCCUCUUCUUCCCGGCUAGGAGGCGCCGCCGUCCAUUGGCGGAAGCAGGACGACGAGAAGGCCAAUUUGAUCCGAUUCAAAUCCAUGUCUUCUCCUAUUGCCAAGGACAACCGCGGAUGGCUUCUCGACCCCGUCGCUCUCGCCCUCGAGCAUGGCGUUAAAGGUGGAGCAGUUUCUUGUGCUACGGUUCAUCUGGGAGAAAUCCGACCCGGCACCCGGAGGGGAAACCACAGGCAUAAUGCCUGUAACGAAACGUUUGUAAUUUGGGGCGCCAAGACUUUGUUCAGGUUGGAGAAUCAUCAGAUCGUCGAUAAGGGUUAUGCACAAGUGGUAAUAGAAGCAGACGAAGUGGCUGUUGCAGCUAGCCCAAGUGGGACUGCUCAUGCUCUUGUAAAUAUGGAUUCGAUGCGCAGCACGUUCUUCGUUGGCUGCCAAGACUGUACAAUGAAUCCUGGCAACUCCUCCGACUAUGGAGUUUGGCAUGACCUCUGAGGCUUUCCCCAUCCUGUAAUCAGCAACCGCACCCCACUCCUUUCGUACAUUUGUGAAGAUGUUUUCUCAUUCUAGGUUUAGCAGAGGUUCUUUUCCCUGUUUCGGCUUUGAUAUGGUGAGCUUGCUGGGUACAGAUGGUUACAGGGAAGAGAGAAAUGAGUUGUAUUGUUUUGUAUAUAGAGAAGUAGACAUAGAGAGAGCUUGUUGUAUAACCUUCUGUUGUUUUUCAAUUUGAAGUUUAAGCCUUUUUGAAAGCAGCAGUCUCUGGUAAAGAACACAAAUCAUACCAGUUAAGAUCCCCGGAUUGGACCAAUCCAAAUCAACAAUUGAAUCGAACAUGCUUUGAAAUUGAUCUGGUCUUGAUUUCUUU